AAACAUCUCUGUAAAUCAACCAUGAAAUAUUUUAUUAUAAUGACCGUAGCUGCUAUAGCUAAUGCAGCGAGUUUAGACAAUGUGUACCUACCGUCUAACAUUGACCCAGCGGGCAAUGAGCCAUCUCGAACGUAUCUAACCCCUACUCAGGGUGCUCCGCCAUCUCGAACGUUUCUCAGCCCUACUCAGAACUAUGCCCCGACUCCCUCGGCGACGAGUCAUCAAUCUCAGAUACUGAAAUUCGAGAACGAUAUGAAUGAAAAUGGUUAUCACUACGCAUACGAAACUAGUGAUGGGACAAAGGUUGAAGAGAGUGGUCGAGUGAUUCCUGGAGCUCAACCUGAUGAGGGUUCCUUACAAGUAGAAGGUUCAUAUUCCUAUGUGGGUGUAGACGGACAAACGUACUCCAUCACAUAUACUGCUGAUGAGAAUGGUUACCACGCGACUGGGGACCAUCUGCCCACGCCCCCACCUAUACCGGAAGCCAUAUUGAAGAGCUUGGAACUAACUGCUGGAAGUGGAGGUCAGUACGACAAAAAGAAAAGCAGUUACGACGCAGACGCUGGCUACUAA
Molecule: messenger RNA, 573 nt
Organism: Papilio machaon (common yellow swallowtail)
Lineage: Eukaryota; Metazoa; Arthropoda; Insecta; Lepidoptera; Papilionidae
Gene: CPR52
Product: endocuticle structural glycoprotein SgAbd-2
Exons: 4
Coding region: 22-573 (183 amino acids)
Cellular component (GO): chitin-based extracellular matrix
Molecular function (GO): structural constituent of chitin-based larval cuticle
Source: RefSeq, a predicted model, not a curated record